Anarrhichthys ocellatus (wolf-eel) is the source of this 7548-nucleotide messenger RNA. It is a transcript of the gene kiz, whose product is annotated as kizuna centrosomal protein. The coding region runs from base 687 to 2696 and encodes 669 amino acids. Lineage: Eukaryota; Metazoa; Chordata; Actinopteri; Perciformes; Anarhichadidae. Gene Ontology annotation, biological process: spindle organization. Gene Ontology annotation, cellular component: centrosome. The transcript has 14 exons. The record is from RefSeq and is a predicted model, not a curated record.
UUUCCCUCUUUUUCGUUGACGGGACGUGGCUUGGUAGAGACCGCGGACUCGAGUUCUGAUCUCUACCGCCCGGUAGCCUCCUCCUGCCGCUUCCCACAAGGAGGGAGCAGGCUAGCUACUUAGCUAACCAGCGAAGUCACGGUAGUCUAUUUACUUUGGGCGCUUUCUCUAGCUAACAGCAGUACUGCUGCGGCUGUUCUUGCAUGCAGAUGAAUGAAAAGCUAACCUGACAUGAACCGUGAAACAUCCACAUAUCCACAUCCACAUAUUAGCCAAGUUACCCCGAAACUAAUGCUCGCGCUUGUUUGUAUGGAGUUAGCAUUAGCUAAUUCGUACAGUGUAUCAACAAUAACAUACGCAUGCACUGUUAGCUGAUAUUAUGUAACAUAGCGUAUUUGCAUGUCAACAUUAGCAUAUGCAUUACAAAUUGUUAACAAGUAACGUUACAUAGGUAAGUACCGUUAAUAUUGCUGCUAAUUAUCCAUUAAUUAGCCAAGCAAACCACGGGUGACAGUUCCCCUGACUUGUGUGUGCAGGGAGAAACGGAGGCUGGAGCUGGAGAGGGAACUGUUUGCUUACUCCAGAUCCGAUAAUAGAAUUUCUCCACUGCCUUCAGCUCACAGAUAAAGCGUUCCAAACUGCGCAGUUAUCUCAAGGAAAUCUGUGACAGGGGAGCGCGAGCAAAAAUGAGAAACCUUGAGCUUCUGAGAGAUGUGGAGUGCAUAGAAAUUAGCAUGAAGGAAUAUAGUCCUGACCAUUGUCCCCUGCAACAACAAAAGGCUGACGUUUUCAAAAAGAUUGCCAGAUUUAUGGAAGCAAAGAAGAAUAUAGGGAAAGGGCUUGAUGCAGCAACGGAUGAAGCUGUGUCUAUACAGCACCAGGACAGCUCCCUCUCUAACCCAGCUAGGGAUUUUAAACAACCACCAGCGGUAAUUUUUAUGGGCCGCCAGACCUCCGGAGGGUCUGACGCUGAAGCUGGCACCACAAGUGUACACUCACACCAAGCAUUGCAUCGUUCACCCAAUCGCAGCUUGCACUCCCGCGAACGUCUACCAAGUGGCCUUUUGAAGGACUUCAGAGUUGGCGGAGAGGAUGCUGCCAGCAACCGAGCACAUUUAUCAGAUGACAUUUCAGGCUCAAACGAUUCCCCCGACGGCUGUAAUUUGAGUGACAAACAUGAAAGAACGAUGGCGGCGCUCCCAUCUGUUCCGUCCAUUUGUGCCUUAACAGGCGCAGCUGGCAAAGCGCCUUUCGGAAGUGAUGAUGAACAAGAACCUUCACCUCUGGUGACCUUGACGCGGCCUGAGAAGAGUCCGUCUCCCAGCAGCAGUAGACUCAUGAAGGCUGACGAUUCCCCUGCAGAACACACUGACUCCCGAGAGGUGGCUCAUCAGCCAGCCGUAAUGGAAGACGGAGAGCGAGGUCGCAGCCAUUUCAUGCCUCAAACCACUUUGGGAAAAGAAGCUCAGGAUAUAACAGGUAUACGCGGGAGCGUCAGCACACCGAGCUCCGAUGUGCAGUUGUCGGAGAGCAGUGUUAGUGACCUGUCCAUUUCGCUGACACAAUCUGAGCUGGAAGAGGAUCCGCCUGAGGGUGUGGCACCUGAGAGGAAAGUCACUUCUGGAGGGAGCGAUGAUCACAAUAGGCGCAGCCCUGAAUCAUCCCUCCACUCCGACGGGUUCAAGAACACACCACAGUUAAACUGUGAAUCCUCAGCUCCAGUGGGGACAUUGGAAAGUCUCCGCCAGGAAGGAUUCUUUAAUCUGCUCGACAACAUCGAAGGACGACUCCACGGCGAACGGACCAGUGUGUACGCGGAUUCUUCGAUUGAUGGAAGACAACUCAAUAGAAUUAUCAGCCUUUGUAACCGUGGAGCGGGCUUGAAUGACGAGGACCUUGAAGCAUGUGGAGCAGUCAUCCUUCAUGAGCUUCAGAGGUUGUCAUGGAGCACGGCAAAGGGCUGCCUGCUACCACAGGAUCUAGUGGGUGCUCAGCAGUCCAGCACUGAGCCUAAUGAAAUAAGCGCCAGCCUCCCUCCCGAUGCCGCUCGGCUGUGGGAUCGCUGGUUCAAGCACGCCCUUCUGCUGAAGGAGCGCCAUGUCCUCAGCACUGAGCGCUUGGUCCAGCUGUUCACGCCGCUGCUGCUGGAGCGCCAUGCCACCUACAGCCACCAGGCCAAAGUGCUGCUGAGGACACUUGUGUCCCGGUCCAGUGAGGAGUGCCCCUCAGCAGAGGACGAGAGUGACUUGUCUUCUUCGUGUGGUCCUCCUCCUCUCCUGGCUGACGGUGAUGUGAAGCCUGCCAGGCCGAUACAGAAGCAACAGAUCCAAGAACUACAAAGUGCUGAAGAGGACAGCCAGGACGAAAGCCCUGUGGAAAGUGUUCCUAUUAGAGAGACAAAAGCUUAUCAGUUACUUAAACAAUCAGCCAUGCAGGAAAGGCUGCAGAGUUCUGAAGAGGAGGAGGAGGAGGACGAUGGCCUCUCAGGAAUAAAUCAUGGCCAUGAAGAGGACCUGGGGAGGGCCAAACGCUCCUCACAUCAAGACCCUUACCCUCGGAACUCAAAAGCUCACACUACUCUACAGUCCACAGCUUUCUGUGGGCACUCAGAUGACAGCGACUCGGAGAUUGAAGCAGCAUUGCGUCCUCAACCUUUCAACACAAACAACGACGACAUCGAUGGCUUCUGUGACUGAUAUUUCCCCGCAGAUGUUUUCUGAAAUGAUCUACAUUAUUCUGCUGCACAGUCUCCGGCAGUGUGGCUCGCGGUAAUUCACCCCCCUGACCAGUAUUUUAGUGAUCUGCAUUGUAAAUCAUAUGCACGCUGUAUCGUAAAAAACAAAUAAUAAAGUUGACAGCUCUCACGCUGGGUAAAGUGCGUGAAGAGUUGUCCAACACUCUGAUGUUAACCCUGCUUCAGUCUCUUUAUCUGAACAACUCUCCUGGCUCAUAAUAACAGCUCGAAAUAGAUUAAACUGAUCUUUUAAAGCGAUUUGUUUGCACUAGGCUGAAAAUCAUGCAUUUUGAAUGCCGCAAGCAUCUCCGAGUGCUCUACCUCCAGCAUGCUCGAGUGUACUGAUAUGAGUCACCUGUGAAAUGACAAAGCACAAUGGCCACUCUGCACGCUGCUGUGCGACCUGUGAACCUGCUGAAGAGGCCCAUCUCCCAGGGCACAAAGUGUUGCAGCGCUAACAAACUCCCAAUAUUUAGAACCGCCCAACAAACGCUCCACACAUAUUUUCACAGCUCCUUCUUUGAUGCCCACAAAGACGCACGUCUAAAUUCCUCUGUAUUAUUGUGUAAAUGAGUCACAAGCAGCCAGAUUGUUGCUGAAACCACAGAAUAGCCUUCUGCAAUUUAUCAUUUUGCAGCACGUUGAGCGCUCUGUAUCUAUUAAUAACUCGGAGCUACUGUGUGGGAGGCCACAUUCCUAAGUUUACAUUCCUAGUUCAUUAUGUCUGUAGUGUAAAUUUCCAAAUCUGCCAUUCUGGGAUGUGGUAAAAGCCCCUGGCAUUCAGUGUCAGCAGGAUUCCAUUAGUCAGCUUUAGGUGACUUUACAUGCCUGAACCUUUUUAAAUUAGGACUCCACAUUCAUUACCAAUAAUGGCUUCAGACAGCCCUGACCCACCACAGAAAAGGGACUGUGGCAGAAUAAUUUGGAGUUUGCUAAAAGGCUCCCUAACAUAAUAUCCAUGUUAAGGAGCAUGUCAACAGAUACUUGUGUGCGACAGAUAGCUCACGGUGGAAGCGGGAGUUAUAUUAUACUAAUGUGUACUAACACAAUAACAUUUUUAAAAAGGCACUUUUCUGAUUCCGUGCCAGAGAGACGAUGAGGAUGAAAUCCAGCUCAUUCUCCUCAGAGCGCGUGUAGUCAGAUGGGAGGACGUGGAAGUUUUUAUCUUGCAGUUAAGGGGUCCGUGCAGUGUCUGCAUUACUUGAUCUAUCAUGUCUAGGUUAGAGCUUGGCUCGGUUCUUACGGCAGUGGUUCUGUGAAGGUGAUCCUUGUUUAUUGUGAGGAGAUACAGAUUGUAUAAAGAGUGAGGGAGGAUGGAAAACAAAUUUAUUUUUCUUGAUAGUCCUACAAUACCACUUGUGUGAUGUCAAUGUGGAGCUAAUUCUUCUUAUUUCAUUUUGCUCCUGAACACUUCAAGUUUCCUAAAGAUUUUUUUUUUUUUUUUUUUUUUUUUUUUUUUUUUUUUAAAUCUCUUAUGUGGGCUUUUCUUCAUCAAUGGCCUCAAAAUGUAACCAGCAACCAUUAAGAGUGACCUUUGGGAUCAGUGAGCUCAUUUCUGAAGCGAUAUCUUUAGCUUUGUAAUGUAGUGUUUACCACGAUGCUCUGCAUUUUUACCCAAAUGAGAAAGCACAGCAAUGACGUGCACAACAACCAUGACUAUCGGCAACAUGUGACUACAUCUCGUGUUUCCUCUAAAUGCUAUGAGCCUUUAUGUGCCCAUAGAGCUCCACAGCUACCGUAUUUAAUAAAGGUCAAGGUCUGACACUAUGCAGCUCUUUGUUAGAUGUACAACUACAGUGUUUGUAAAAAAUAACGCGUCGGCUGUUUGACGACAGGCAACAUUUCAGUGGUGCUAUAACAGGUGAAUCACACAUCAAGCUUAUCGGCUACAAGCUUGAUCAUAAAUUGAGAGAUUCUUAAAUGUGGAAUUGUCUUUUGGGUUUAGACUGCUGUUGGGAUAAAACAAACAAGACAUUUGAAUAUCACAUCAUGGGCUCUUUUUCACUAUUUGCUGACAUUUUAUAGACCAAACUAGUUGUAGCUUGUAGCUGCCAAAUUUGAUGUUUAUAGUGAUAAUUUAGAUCGCUGACACAGUAUUUUUCGUCAAAUCGCAUUACAUUAGCUGUGCAGCAUGUACAGUACAGUGAGUAGACAUGAGGUGUCAUUGAUGUAUGGUAUGUUAUUCAGAAAUAUGGUGUUGUACAUAAAAAGUACAGUGAUAGAAUUGUGGGAACAAAGAUUUAGGACUGGACAAGGUUACAUGAUACACAAAAACAAAUAAAUAUACUUUUGAAUGUGAGCUCGCAAUAAAUCUUGUUUUAUGAGAAUGCAAGCCUGUUCCUUUCAGUCUGGCAUGCUAUCAAGUGCUGAGCUUAAAGCCAUUCGUGUUCAGUCCACAUCAAUUCAGCCUUUUUUUUUUUUUUCCUCACCAAUUGCUGCCAUGAGUGUCUGGAAAGUUGAGAGGAGGGUUUUGCUCCCUUACAAGCCCGAUUGACCUGCUUUUUGUCCAGACAACUUCCAAUAAGAAGGGGUCACUGUUCUUUCAUUGGUGUCUUGCAUUCUCGUCUCCUGCAUGUGUCUGAAUUGUUAACCCAAGACACUUGUGCAACUAGCAUCAGAAAUAGUGCAUGUAUCCCUCCAUGUUAGUCGAUUCCAUGCGUUCCAUGCAUGAGUAAUCAUGACAAACUAGUAUUGGUUUCUUUUUUGAAAAGUCUGCCAAUCCUCUUUGUGCUUUUAAAAUGGGAAUUAUGCAUGGAUUUCUGUUCGAGUAAGAUUUUAAUAUUGUCUGAAGUUGGGGUACACAUGCAUGAAAGCAAGUGGGAAAGUUAAACACAUUCAUCUGCUGGCCUAGGGUUUUGCUCUCACAUGUUUGUGUAAUAUAUUCCUGCCUGCUGGACAAGCCGAGGCUCUCGAAUGUGCACCUUCCAUUCUCCCCGAGCCUACUUUUAUUUUUUUAUCACUGAAUAAUCAUUAAGAGCAAGGCCAUUUUGAUCUUCUGCCUCAAUAGGCCUCAAUUAAAUAUUCAUUCAUUCAUUCUGAUGUGGCCUCCUCAGCACCUUCUUUGGUAUGUGUGUUAGAGAGACAAAAGGCUGUGCUUUUGAUUACACAAGCUUGGGCUUUUUCAAAGAGAUCAGCCACCAUUAUAUAGAGUUAAACAAUCUUUUCCACUGAUCAACAGAGUUGUUGGUAAAAUGUUUACUUUGCCAAGGAUGAAUGAAUUUGUCCUUGUCGGAACGAAAAUAAGUCAGUUUGCAAACCUUAAUUGAGUCUCCAAGGCUUUUGUUUCAUGUGUCGUGCUGUAGUGCCUUGAACUGCAACAAUUUAUCCGCAGCUACGCCCCAUUUGGUUUCCUUAUCGCCAAAAAUAUACGGGAUACCCUUUCAAUGUGAAAUUGUAACACCAUUAAAUUAUUUUAAUCUACAGGAAGUAUCAAACUCUAAAUAACAGUGUUUGCAGUUUUUCUUUUUGUAAAUAAAAGCAAUAUACAUGAGUACAACAUAUUAUUACAUUUGCCUUUUGGUCAUGUUGGUGUCAUGGGUGCAGGGAUGGCAAUCUUAGUCACUUGCUCUGUUGAUGCAACACUUUUGUAAAUAACAAUUUGAUGGAUAUAGGCAUGGCAUUUAAUACAUAAUCAUUGUCCACAGAGGACUUACUGCAUCGAUUUUCAUGAUCCCUCCCUGACUCUUAAGUUUGAUUAUUUACACCUGCUUUUCCUACUGUGACAUGUCAAAAUGUUUGUCAUGAAAAACAACAUCAAAGCAAAAGGACUUUGAGAUACAAACUUCAAUACAGGAUCAGUAAUUGGAAGUUUUUUUUCUUUUACAGAUGAUGAAAUAUUGAAUAUGGUUAUAUUCCCCUAAAUCCUGUUCUGUUGUAAUUACUUUUGCAUCUGAUUCAUUAUGUGUAAAACAUUGUUAUUUGUUCAAAUGUUACCAACAAUGUUUUGUUUUAUGUUUCAUUAACAAAGAGCUUUAGCCCAGUAAGGUGUUUUCUAAGGCUUUUAGUCGUCAUUCACUGAUGUAGUCUGUCAUAAUUAACAGCAUCUGUCUUGUUAUAAUUGCCACACUCAAUCACCAUAGAGACCCUUAAGUUAUUUUAAUGCUGCAAAGAUACUACACUUCUUUACCUUUUCAAGAUUUUAAUCAAAAUGAUUGACCGUGACUUAAGUGAAUUCAUCUUCUGUUCUUUGAGUUACUCAUUAUUUACUGCAAAAUAAAAAUGUAGCCAAGCAUCAUACACCUUGUCCAAAAUGGAAGCCAACCAGCUGCUAACACGGUUGUGAGACUUGUAACCAUUCAAUGUGUCACUUUUGUCUCCAAGCACGGUAACAGUCAUUUCGAAUCCUGUCAGCAAACAUGCUGGAGAAAGCGUACAAUGUAAAAUAAACAAAGAGAAAGCCUUAUUAGUAUUACACAAAAAAAAUAAUUUGGCUAUUGUUCUAGUUGUGAGUGCUUAUUAUUAUUAUUAAGUCUUAUUAUACCUUUUCACUAUAUGGAACAUGUCUUCAGCCCUGCCAUUGCAUGUAUCACUUGAUUCAGCAAGUAUCUGAAAGCGCAGUGGGUGAACAAUAGGUCCAAGGAUGAUUUGCACAUGAAUGAUGUCUGUGAAUGAGAGUGGGUUACAGAGGAAGGCUGUCUCUCCAUAGUCAGGGCAGGAAGGUUUCCUCCCCUCUGCCCCCACUCCAAAGACCAGGUGAGAUUCUCCGACACAAAGGGCCAAGUGAAAAUCUGUUCAGCAUGGACGCCUAAAACCCUUAUUAUGGUGAUGCUUUACGGAGGAUUUCAGUGGACCUAUAAAAAAGCACUGAGUUGCGC